Messenger RNA from Erpetoichthys calabaricus (reedfish), 1735 nucleotides. Its product is annotated as latent-transforming growth factor beta-binding protein 4-like. The coding region runs from base 86 to 1735 and encodes 549 amino acids. The record is from RefSeq and is a predicted model, not a curated record. The transcript has a single exon. Lineage: Eukaryota; Metazoa; Chordata; Cladistia; Polypteriformes; Polypteridae. Gene Ontology annotation, molecular function: calcium ion binding.
AUGCCAAAGUCAAAAUGGAAGAUGUCACCCAACGGCGGCCUGCGUUAAUACACCUGGAGGUUACCUCUGCACCUGCCCUUUAGGCAUGACGGGCAAUGGGACAGAAUGCUGGGACAUCGAUGAGUGUGCAGAGGCUGAAAUUAAUGACUGCAGUCGAUACAGCCUGUGUGCCAACACAGAGGGAUCUUACACAUGCCAGUGUGCCCCUGGCUUCCAUGGAGAUGGCUACUCAUGCACAGACCUAGAUGAAUGUGCCCAGGCCUUCACAUGUGACAAUGACACAGAGUGCACAAACACCCCAGGAUCUUAUGUGUGUGCUUGCACCCAUGGCAUUAUGUACCCAGUGGGGGUGUGCUUUGGCCUUCUUGACCCAGUAGGUCGAGCUGCCCUCGAUCAACAUGCAGACUGCACAGCAGUGAAGGGUUCCCUCUACUGCAGCUGCCAACCUGGCUUUACAGGCAACGGUACCUACUGCUAUGACCUGGAUGAAUGUUCUGAAGGUGGCACAGUUUGCCAUCCUAUCUCUAUGUGUCACAACACCUUUGGAUCAUACUGGUGCCAAUGCCUGGAAGGCUAUGAAGGGAAUGGCACUGCCUGCUAUGACAUAAACGAGUGCCAUGGAAAUGACACCUGCCCUGCCAACAGCACUUGCGUGAAUGUGGCUGGUGCCCAUUUCUGUCAAUGCAGCCCUGGAUUCACAGGCAAUGACUCUCUUUGUGAAGAUAUUGAUGAGUGCCUUUCAUUUCAUGAUGAUAGUCCCUGCACCAAUGGCUUGUGCAACAACACUGUGGGAUCCUUUCAGUGUGUGUGUGAUCAAGGCUUCCAGAGCAAUGGCACCUCUUGCACGGAUAUUGAUGAGUGCAUAUUGGGCCUAAUAAACUGCGGCAACCACUCGAUCUGUGUUAACACUGCUGGCUCCUAUGAGUGCUCAUGUCACCCAGGAUUCACUGCCAAUGGGACAGUCUGUAUGGACACGAAUGAAUGCCAAGUACAAGAGACCAUGUGUCAUAGUGAUGCAUUCUGUAACAACACACUGGGCUCCUUCCUCUGUCAGUGCAGAGAUGGCUAUCAAGGUGAUGGGUACGCCUGCUCAGAUGUCGAUGAGUGUCAGGUGGAUGGCAUCUGCCCUUCUGAUUUCCAGUGUUCCAAUACAAAUGGCUCCUAUCACUGCUCCUGCCCACCUGGAUUCAGAAGUGAUGGGCAUUCAUGUCAAGAUGUUAAUGAGUGCAUUAAUCAGACUGGACCAUGCCACCUAGCGGCCACAUGCACCAACCUACCAGGAUCCUACAGCUGUGAAUGUUUAGUGGGCUACUCUGGGGAUGGACAUUCUUGCAGAGAUGUGGACGAGUGUUCAACACGAGAAAGUCUCUGUCACAAGCAAGCCACAUGCAGAAACAGCCUUGGCUCUUAUCACUGUAUCUGCAAAGCUGGCUUUGGGGCCAGUGGGGCAAGCUGCAUUGAUAUAGAUGAAUGCCAGCAAGAGAGAGGACGCUGUCAUGGGCAGGCAGCUUGUGUGAACACUGUGGGCAGCUACUAUUGUGUGUGUGCUCCGGGCUUCACUGGCAAUGGAAGGUCCUGCUUUGACAUCAACGAAUGUGAGGAACAGCAGCCCUGUCCACCAGGAAGCAACUGCAUCAACUUGGGGGGCUCCUACACCUGCACGUGUGCAGCCAGCGCCCCCUGUGGCCUGCCCUUGGUACACGGUGUGUUGUCUCUGUCAACUAGAUUUUCUUAA